CAAACGUUUUGGUUGGACAUUCUUUGAUAUUUUUUAUAAAACAAACAAGACUGAUACCCAUGCCUUAGAUAACAAACCCGCCAAUGAUGCAACCCCCAAACCAGUUGAACCUGCUAAACCUAGUGUUUCGAAACCUACGCCUACGGUAGCACCUAAAGUCGCACCUACACCAGCUUCAGCCCCUGCACCCAAACCCGCUCCAGCUCCUGCACCAGUUGUAAAACCUGAACCCCUUAAGCCAGCCCCUGUAGUCGAACCACCAAAGCCUGCACCAGUUACAAAACCUGAACCACCAAAGCCCGCUCCUGUUGUAGAACCCCCCAAGCCUGCUCCUGUAGUUGAACCUCCUAAGCCAGCUCCCGUAGUGGAACCACCAAAGCCCGCACCAGUAGUCGAACCACCAAAGCCUUCCCCCGUAGUUGAACCUCCUAAGCCUUUUACAGCACCUAUUGCUCCCAUGGCCCCAGUCGAUACUAUGGACAAGAAACUUAUGGAAACCUCAAAGCCCCAAGAAAAUGGUGAAAACUUAAGAAAUAAUAUUAAAAAUGCUACCAUGGAUUUCUUAAGUGGUGAAGCCAAUAAUCAAUCAUCAACAAACAGUAAACAAGACACCAUGGUUGAUGCUGCUGUUCUUGCUAAAUUGGAAGAAGGUUAUGCCAAAUUGGCUGCCUCCGACUCCAAGUCCUUGUUGAAGAAGUACUUGACCAAGGAAGUCUUCGAUAACCUAAAGAACAAGAAGACCCCCAGCUUCGGAUCCACUUUGUUGGAUUGCAUCCAAUCCGGUUUGGAGAACCACGAUUCCGGUGUCGGUAUCUAUGCUCCCGAUGCUGAAGCCUACACAGUAUUCGCUGAUCUUUUCGAUCCCAUCAUUGAAGAUUACCAUGGUGGUUUCAAGAAGACCGACAAGCACCCUCCUCGUGACUUCGGUGAUGUCUCCGUCUUCUCCAACUUGGACCCCAACAAUGAAUUCGUCAUCUCUACCCGUGUCCGUUGCGGUCGCUCUUUGCAAGGCUAUCCCUUCAACCCCUGUUUGACCGAAGCCCAAUACAAGGAGAUGGAAGCUAAGGUCUCCUCCACCUUGUCCGGUUUGGAAGGUGAAUUGAAGGGUAAAUUCUACCCCUUGACUGGCAUGGAAAAGUCCGUUCAACAACAAUUGAUCGAUGAUCACUUCUUGUUCAAGGAAGGUGAUCGUUUCUUGCAAGCCGCCAACGCCUGCCGCUACUGGCCCUCUGGCCGUGGUAUCUACCACAACGACAACAAGACCUUCUUGGUCUGGUGCAAUGAGGAAGAUCAUUUGCGUAUCAUCUCCAUGCAAAUGGGUGGUGAUUUGGGUGAAGUAUACCGCCGUUUGGUGACCGCUGUCAAUGAAAUUGAAAAGCGCAUCCCCUUCAGCCACGAUGACCGUUUGGGCUUCUUGACCUUCUGCCCCACCAACUUGGGUACCACCAUCCGUGCCUCCGUGCACAUCAAGGUCCCCAAAUUGGCCGCCAACAAGGCUAAAUUGGAAGAAGUUGCCGCCAAAUACAACUUGCAAGUCCGCGGUACCCGUGGUGAACACACUGAAGCCGAAGGUGGUAUCUACGAUAUCUCCAACAAGCGCCGCAUGGGUCUUACCGAAUUCCAAGCCGUCAAGGAAAUGUACGAUGGUAUUGCUGAACUCAUCAAGAUCGAAAAGAGCAUGUAAGGUGUUACAACUCUGCAACCCCACAAACCCCAAAAAACUUAGAGCCUACGGCUAGGCCAAACAUCUUUGUAGCCGCUAGAUAACCAACGUUCGGUGGAAUUCAAUACAACAACAUCAACACACUUUAUGAUAAUGUUCUUUUGCUUUUCCCUUGAAAAUUUCAUCUGUAAAACGUUUUUGAAUUAAAGAGUGUGCGUUUCUUGGCAUUUUUCUUUUUUUGAA
This is a messenger RNA of Lucilia cuprina (Australian sheep blowfly), 1906 nucleotides long. RefSeq names its product arginine kinase. Gene Ontology annotation, biological process: phosphocreatine biosynthetic process. Gene Ontology annotation, molecular function: creatine kinase activity. The transcript has 2 exons. The coding region runs from base 458 to 1684 and encodes 408 amino acids. Lineage: Eukaryota; Metazoa; Arthropoda; Insecta; Diptera; Calliphoridae. The record is from RefSeq and is a predicted model, not a curated record.